AUGGCCUUUCAAUUAGGAACUUCUUCCUCUUCUUCAUUGCCAUUAUCUCCUUUCAUCCCUUCACAGAAUCAUGAUGUAUUCUUAAGCUUUAGAGGUAAAGAUGUUCGCCACAAGUUUAUUGCUCAUCUAAACCGAGCUUUACGUCAAAGUGGAAUCAAGACUUACAUGGAUGGUGUCGACCUUGAGAGAGGAGAACAAAUUUCAUCAGAACUUUUUAAAGCUAUUGAAGAGUCAAGAAUUUUAAUCAUUGUACUUUCUAAAAACUAUGCAGAAUCCAAAUGGUGCUUGGACGAGUUAUUCAAGAUUCUUGAGUGCAGAAAAACAUUCAAACAAACUGUUCUACCGAUAUUCUAUGAGAUAAAACCAUCAGACGUACGAGAUCAAAAAGGAAGCUUUGGAGAAGCAUUCACUAAACUUGGAAAGAAUAUCAAGGAUGACAUAAAGCUGCUAGAGUAUUGGAAGGAAGCUCUAGAAGAAGUAGCCAAAUUGGCCGGGUUGGAAUAUAUAGCGUUCGGGGAUGAUGAGUCGGAAUUUAUCCAAAACAUCAUUGGGUGGAUCAACUCAAGAAUAGUAAACCAAACACCUCUAAGCGUUGCCAAAUAUCCAGUUGGGAUAGAGUCUCGGAUAUUCGGAUUCGGUGGAAUUGGUAAGACGACUAUUUCAGAAGAUAUGUAUAACCAGAUUUCCUCUCAAUUUGAAGGAAGUUGUUUCUUGAGUAAUAUUAGAGAAAUUUCAGAACAAGCAGGAGGUUUGAUUUGGCUGCAAAAUACCCUUCUUGUUGAUAUUUUAGGAACAAGUUUGGAUGUUCAUGAUACUGACAAAGGAAUGAAUAUGAUUAAGGACAGACUUUGUUCUAAAAGGGUUCUUCUAAUUCUUGAUGAUGUGGAUGAGUUGGUCCAAAUUGAAAAAUUAGUUGGAGAUCGUAGUUGA
Messenger RNA from Carya illinoinensis, 930 nucleotides. Its product is annotated as toll/interleukin-1 receptor-like protein. Gene Ontology annotation, biological process: defense response; signal transduction. The coding region runs from base 1 to 930 and encodes 309 amino acids. Gene Ontology annotation, molecular function: ADP binding. NCBI's taxonomy places the organism in Eukaryota, Viridiplantae, Streptophyta, Magnoliopsida, Fagales, Juglandaceae. The transcript is spliced from 3 exons. The record is from RefSeq and is a predicted model, not a curated record.